This is a messenger RNA of Lachnellula hyalina, 1404 nucleotides long. RefSeq lists its product as uncharacterized. The transcript is spliced from 4 exons. The coding region runs from base 1 to 1404 and encodes 467 amino acids. Lineage: Eukaryota; Fungi; Ascomycota; Leotiomycetes; Helotiales; Lachnaceae. The record is from RefSeq and is a predicted model, not a curated record.
AUGGUCACCGCCAUCUCACCUAGGCCAAAGCGGCACAACCUAGCAUUUAUCGUCAACAGCUCCAUAGACAAGCCUGAUGCAAAGGCUCGGCAGCUCAUCAGAAGCCAUGUCAUGCGCGACAAAAACCGACGCAAACCACCCGCCGAUGCAUCCAAAUUGAAGUCAUGGAUAAAUGAAGAGAGUAGCCAGACAUCUGUUGCCCUUUCCGAUCUUUAUUUUCCUCUCCCUGUGCAUAUAGGCUCUGGUAUGCCGCUGACUCAGCUUGCAUGUGAUAUGCCCCCUUAUGCUUUGGAUCUUGUCUAUAAAUUUUUCACGGUCCUCUUGCAGCAAAUGUACCCCAUUGAGCUGUGUCUGUCAUUUGACCUCCAGCACUCGGUAUGGAUCCAAUACCUCGCUCUCGAUCCCUUAUACUGUCACUCCCUGCUAUGGACAACCCAGACAUAUUUUGACUGGCUGAACGGCUCGGGAGUCUCGCCAAUUCAAAUACAACAUGCGCAUCAGACGCUGGUAGGGUUACGGGAACGCUUGACCCUUGAUGCCGAGCUGGCUACUUCGGACGCUACUAUUGUUGUUGUGGUGAGCUUGAUUAUGAUGAAUGCCUUUGUGGGCGAUUACAAGUCUGCGAGGAAGCAUGUGAGGGGCUUGCAUAAGAUGGUCGAGAUGCGGGGGGGCGUCAGGGCGUUUGGGGGGAACACUCAGAUCCAGCUUAAGAUGUGCAGAGCCGAUCUUGCAAUGGCGAUUUUUACAAAUCGCAAGCCACUGUUCUUCUCCGAUGGCAUUUGCUGGGAGCCGUACAUUGCGAAGAACACCUCUCGCAAGACUCUCCCCCCGCACAUGGCGGCAUUGGAUAGCAAUCUCCUACACAUCUGGGCUGAUCUGCGAGAGUUCACCAGGUCCGCGAACCUAGCGUUUCAGACUGGGCAAAAGAUAGACUGUGUUCUUUUCCAGGAGAUCCUGGUCUCGGUUCAGUACCGGCUGCUGCUUCUCGAUGUGAGCGCUGGUUCGUUGGAUGAAGUGGUGCUUGUUGGCAUGCUGGCUUUUGCGACAAAUAUCUUCUUGCAGAUGCAGGGGCUCGGAAUGAGAUUUGACAAUUUGUCUGCGCGGCUGAGGGGGUGUGUAUCUGGGCUACAAGGCCUUGGGGAUGAUGCUACGGCAGAGCUCAAGUUGUGGCUCUUGUUCGUUGCGUGGAUGCCUGGCGGCGCAUCCAAACAAAAUUCUUGGAUUGGGGCUGAAUUAAAGAAGACCCUUGGGAUUCUUGCUCUGACAAAAUGGGAAGUCGUCAGAGAUAGAUUGAAGCGGUAUCUGUGGAUUGACGUUCUGCAUGAUAAAGGUGGAAAGGAUGCUUUUAAAAACGCAACUGAAAACUUACUGCAGACAUUACGCAGUUCUGAAAUCGACAUAUAG